Molecule: messenger RNA, 2587 nt
Organism: Heterocephalus glaber (naked mole-rat)
Lineage: Eukaryota; Metazoa; Chordata; Mammalia; Rodentia; Bathyergidae
Gene: Znf641
Product: zinc finger protein 641
Biological process (GO): regulation of transcription by RNA polymerase II
Cellular component (GO): nucleus; nucleoplasm
Molecular function (GO): DNA-binding transcription factor activity, RNA polymerase II-specific; RNA polymerase II transcription regulatory region sequence-specific DNA binding
Source: RefSeq, a predicted model, not a curated record
GUCCCGCCCCGCCCGCGCCCGCCACUCGCUGGGCUGCCGGCGGCCCGGGAACGCCAGCUGACGGCGGAGGGGAGGGGCAGGCGGCGCCGGGGAGGGAGGUACCGGGCCGCGGGCCAGACCGACCCGGGGUCACGAUUUGGGCUUUCAGAAAAAAUGCUUUCAAAACAGAAAGCAGCCCUGGGGACAGGAUGGGAGUCAAUGAAUAUACAACUGGAUGGGACAGAGCCCCAGGUACAAAGGGGAAGCCAGGAGGAAGGGCCACGGAGAACAGCACCGGGGCCACUGGAGCACCUCUGCUGUGGCCUUGAAGAGGAGCCACAGUCCCUUCAGGAGAAGGCUCAGUCUACUCCCUGGGUUCCUGCAAUUCCCCAGGAGGGGAGCACCGGAGACUGGGAGAUGGCAGCUGCACUUCUUGCAGCCGGAUCACAGGGCCUGGUAACCAUCAAGGAUGUAUCAUUGUGCUUCUCCCAGGAGGAGUGGCGGAGCCUAGACCCCUCUCAGACAGACUUUUAUGGAGAAUAUGUCAUGCAGGAAAACUGUGGAAUAGUGGUCUCUCUGAGAUUUCCAAUCCCUAAGCUGGACAUGCUUUCUCAGCUAGGAGGAGGAGAAGAACAAUGGGUUCCGGGCCCCCAGGACUUGGAGGAGAGGGACAUCCUGAGGGUCACAUACAUAGGAGAUGGAAGUGAACAAGAGGGGGACACCCCUGAACUAGAAGCAGAACCUCCAAGAAUGUUAUCCAGUGUGUCUGAAGAUAUUGUUCCCUGGAACCCAGAGCAGAAUGAAAACUGGGAUUCCACACCCAGGAACUCCAGAGGAAUGCUGCUGGGCCCAGCUUUUCUUCAGGAAGAUAGCUUCCCAAACCUUCUGUGUAAUACAGAGAUGGAUUCCCUGUUAAGACCCCAUACAUGCCCCCAGUGUGGGAAACAGUUUGUGUGGGGCUCCCACCUUGCCAGGCAUCAGCAAACACAUACCGGAGAGAGGCCCUACAGCUGCCUCAAGUGUGAGAAAAGUUUUGGGCGAAGACAUCACCUAAUCAGGCACCAGAAAACCCACUUACAUGACAAGCCCAGUAGGUGCUCUGAGUGUGGCAAGAAUUUCCGAUGCAACUCCCAUUUGGCCAGCCACCAGAGAGUGCAUGCAGAAAGCAAAUCCUGCAAGGGCCAAGAGAUUGGAGAGAAUUCUGGGGCUAGGAAACGGCAGCAUGCAGCACCGGUGCCAAAGUGCCAUGUGUGCACUGAAUGUGGGAAGAGCUUUGGCCGAAGGCACCACCUUGUGAGACACUGGCUGACCCACACUGGGGAGAAGCCCUUCCAGUGUCCUCGCUGUGAAAAGAGCUUUGGCCGAAAACAUCACCUGGACAGGCAUCUGCUGACCCACCAGGGACAAAGUCCCCGGAGCAGCUGGGACAGAGGGACAUCUGUCUUCUGAAAUAUGUUUCUGCUACAGCUAUAAUCAAGUUUAUCAGCCAGUGCUAGCGGUCACUGCCAGGGCUGCCCCUCUCCGUGCACUGCAAUGGCCAGAAUAGUGAACCCUCAUCCUGUCCCUAAAGAGAUGAUGUUCCAGCAUUGGGAAGAGCAUUACUCAGCAGUUCUGUGAGAUAACACAUAUAAACGAUGUUCUUUGAGCACAAUUUUGAGAAACGGUGUAUAUUACGUGGGCUGAUAUUCAGCCUGAGCCCAUUUACAAGGGUACCGUGUUAUUGGUAGUUAUAGCUGGGGUCACUUCUAAGUGGUUGGCAUCUAUGCUGUACCCAUUGUUAAAUAUUUUGCGUAUCAACCUUGCAUACUAAUUAUAUUCUCUCUAUAUAUGUGUAUAAAGAGAAGACCAUUUUAGCAUAUUAAAGGCUCUGAUUACUUUGGCAGUAAUCUAGCUUCUAUUAAUAUAAUGUUUCCUAAAUUUAUUUGACCUCAGCAUCCUAUUUCACAUCCCACAGAACUGGUGACUCCAUGAAACACACUCUGGUGAACACUGGGUUACAAAGUACUGGGGAAACAGCAAAGAGAUAGUGAUCAGGCACGCAAACACCCCUUUGUAUUCCUAGGAAAGCCAGGGGGGUCAGAUGUUAUUCCUGUGUGGGUCUGUCACCCUUACCUCAUCAUUCAUAUAUAUAUAUAUAUAUAUAAUAUAUAUAUCUACACUCUCACCCCUACCUGCUGAAAAAUAUAAUGACCUUUUCACCCCCUUAUUCCUACCCCAUUAGUCUACACAUACUUAUAUCCAGCUGAGAGUCAUGCUACAGUGCUAAAAGAUGAACCUAUGCCCCCAGUAAUCCAGGCCCACACAGAAGAAAAAAAUAUUCCCUUGAACAAACCCUGUCCUCUUGACUGUGUUGUCUAUGUGUAUAUGUGUGCAGGGUCCUUGAAGAGAGCAUGCUAAGUGCAAAUUUACCUGGUAGGUUUUCUAGGGGCUAUGUUCUGGGUAUGAGGGUAGUGGGGCUGUAUGAGGUUUUUAAUUUCAAGGUAGGAAAUAAUCUGAGUGAUGAAGGAAGCAUGAGUGGAAAGGGUUCAAUGAUAUGUAAGUUGUAUACAAAAUUUUCCUCAGUAUCUGUGAGAUCAAAACAUUGUAGAUUUAUAUGUCUAUAUCUGAA